AUGGAAAAACAGUUCAAAUACCAGUGCUGGGCUGCUUCCCUGGCGCGGGACCCGGGGGGGGGCGGGACUCCCUGCCCGCCGCCCACUGCGCAUGCUCGCUUCCUCCCGCUCCCCAAGCCACGCCCCCUCUCGCCGCAGGCCACGCCUGCGCUCCGCAGCGCGCCUCUCCCCGUUCUCCCUUGGCCCCUGCCGCUGCCCGUAGGCCGCGUGACGCGCCGCCGCCCGCGCGCGCUCCUCAUUGAUUCGCCCAGCGUUAUGGACAUCUCGAUAACCUCCGACGCGGGAGAGAGGAGCCCCAACGUCAACAACGUGCCGGACUACGUCGGCGAUAUCCACACGUACCUCAGGGAAAUGGAGGUGAAAUGCAAGCCUAAAAUGGGUUACAUGAAGAAGCAACCUGAUAUCACAAACAACAUGCGGGCUAUUCUUGUGGACUGGCUGGUGGAAGUUGGAGAAGAAUACAAAUUACAGAAUGAAACCCUGCACUUAGCUGUAAAUUACAUUGAUCGGUUUCUUUCUUCAAUGUCUGUUCUAAGAGGAAAACUGCAGCUUGUGGGUACUGCAGCUAUGUUGCUUGCAUCGAAGUUUGAAGAAAUCUACCCUCCUGAAGUGGCAGAGUUUGUCUACAUCACAGAUGACACCUAUACCAAGAAGCAAGUUCUAAGGAUGGAGCACUUAAUUUUGAAGGUUUUGUCAUUUGACUUGGCAGCUCCAACGAUCAACCAAUUCCUUACCCAGUAUUUCCUACAUGAGCAGACAAGUGCUAAAGUUGAGAGCUUAUCAAUGUAUCUUGGGGAGCUGAGUCUAAUUGAUGCUGAUCCUUAUCUGAAAUACCUGCCAUCAGUUAUUGCUGCUGCAGCAUUUCAUCUAGCAGGCUACACAAUCACUGGACAAACUUGGCCUGAAUCUCUGUGCAAAGUAACAGGCUAUACCCUUGAAAACAUUAAGCCUUGUCUCAUGGACCUACACAAGACCUACCUCAAAGCAGCACAACACACACAACAGUCAAUAAGGGAAAAAUACAAAAGCACAAAGUACCAUGGAGUAUCGCUCAUUGACCCACCAGAGACACUAAACUUAUUGUAAUAAUCAAGAGACUGAUCUUUUUUAAAAGAUGUAUAUUACCUUUGCGAGAAAAUGAUGUACAGUUUUAAACAGGGUUCAAAAAUCUAGAUGUGAUCAUUCAGAAUAUUAAUACAGGUUUUGAUGAGCUUAAUUAUGAAGUUAGUUUUAUGUGGUUUUAAUGUAAAUCUUUUGUACAUGCAAUCUUGUUAAAAUAUUUAGCUGGAUUUUUUUUAUAAAAACGUUCUCUUCAAGCACAGAAUUAACCAUGCAGACUAAGUGCAUGUCUGAAACUGCUUAUCUAAUUAUAGAAUAAACAGUAAAAAUAGCAGUGCAUUAAAGUAGGGCUUUUUCUCUUUCCAAGUGAGAGUGACUUGGACUCCACAACAGUAUUUGUAGCAUUUUUCUACUGUCUAGUUUAAACUGAGACUUAGCAUAGACCUAAAAUAUGGCUGAACAGCUACAAUAUUGGAAGAAACUGCAUAGCUACGAGGAGAACACCUUGCUGAAGUUAACUUUUGUGAGACUCUUUAGGAUGUGUUAAAUACUGGAAGCCUGGACUUCUACCUAAUAUACUGCCAGAUCGCUGUCAGGUUAAAGGUUGUUCUACUGCAGGGACUGCAUGGCUCAAGCAAGUAUAUCAGUUCACACUUCUCUCUUCUUGUAUGUAGCAAGUGGUCUUGCUGUAGGUAUUUUCUGGUCAAAGUGUAAAGCAGAUGCUAAUUUAAGUCCACAGAGCUCCCACUAAUGUAUUAGCUGCCCCAAAAUCCCAUCAGUCUCUACUAAAAAACUCUGGUCACCGGUCUGCUUGCUCAGCACUGUGGUGGUGGGAUUAAACUGCAGCGGGGUGAACUGCUGCUGUGUCCUCAAGAGGAAGGAAGGAAUGCCUUUUGGCUUGGAUGGACUGUGUGCAGAACGGUCCUAACUGCACAUCCCUUAUCCCUUGAGAAGGGUUUCUCUGCAGUAUACAGCCAAAAUGUAUCCAGCUUGUCUUAAUUUCUCUUAAUUACUAGAACGGCUGCACAAACAAAUUAGCAAAUCGGUGUUGGAUCAAACGGACACUCACCUCAACCUUCACUAUAAAUGGAGUGAUGUUGUCCUGUACCUACUGCGCUUGCUUUGAACGUAAAGCAGUGAAUGAAUGGAAGUGGAUUUUUAAAUGAGCCGUUUCCAGGUUGGCUAAUAAACAAUCUUUACAUCUGAUGUUAGUGGUGUUGCUGAUACCUUAAAACAACUGACAGUUGCUAGUAUUAGCAUCGUAAAUGGGCAUUCUUUUCUAAAUCCUUGCAAGGACUGCCCUGUGAAACCUGUGCCAUUGUAACUUGAAGUUAAUUAACAGAGGUGUAUGGAUAACCAGAGAGACGCAGAGUACCAGUAUGAAUUCUAUAUAUAACGUGGAGCAGUUGGUGUGGUGUGGGCUAUAAGAAGACAAGACAUCAAGCCCUCUGUCAAGCUGACAAGCAUGCAUUUUGGUGAGAAAAUUCACAUGUCAGCUCAGUAACUAAAAACUUGCUGCUCUGUCUGCAUGCCUGCUAAAUCCCACCUCACCCCUGCUCAGUCCGUGGUCUGAGCCCUCCACUAACCAACAGUUAACAGAACUCUACUUUUGUCUUAACUUCAUAAACCGACACCACUAAACUAUGCAGCAGAGAGGCCACCCUUUUUGGCAGAUCUGAGCUUUUUUAGGAUGCACUUUGACAGAAAGCUUAUAUGUAUUCUAAUGUGUAAUGAAGAACCAUAUUUCAUUAGUCUUCCUUGUUCUUCCAAUAGCCUUCAUUAGCUCAAUUGCAAUAGCUUGCCCCUGAAAAGCUAAAACUUGUUUGAUAAAACUACACAGUAUCAUGUCUGGUGCUUAGUAUUGGAAAUACUCUAACCUUACAGGGGAGUGAGUUUAAAUAGACAUUUAAAACAUGUGCUCUUUUGCCAUAGUUGCAACAUCAGUUGGUGACCUCUGAUGGUCAAACAAAAACACUGAAUGGCCACUAUUCUUUGAAGACCUAGAGCACAGUGUUCUUCCUGAGAAACUGGGUCCUACCUUCCCCUUUUUGUGGCAGAUAAUGGGAACUUUAAAGACCACUAAGAAGUGCAAACAUAAGGGGAAUAAUUUAAAGCUUAAGGAAUUACUUUUCCCAGAAAAGAACAAGAUACCAGCCCUCAGGUGAAAGACUUCAGUAGUUUACUGUAUUUACUGCUUAAUGAAAUGUCUCCUUGCUCUGUUUUGGAUAAAAAGUAUUGUUGUUGUUUCUGUAGCACAGAGAAUAAUGCUCCCUUGCUCCCUAAGCUUUACUUUCAGCAUAUGGUAUCUGGUAUGACUGCCUGCACAGCCUAAAAAAAUGCUUCAGCAAUGGGUUGGCAUCUCGGCCUGGUGUGAUGCUAUUCCUCCUGCCACACUGACAGCUCUUCUUGCUGCAGUAACAUCCUUUUCUAUCUUUUCAGUUUCUAAAGCUUGCAGGGGGAAUUUCUAGCUCUCGCGACAGAGCUUUGAACAAAGAAGCCCAGGCUGCACUGUACUACCCUUUUGUCUAUCCAGUGUAAUUAUUUCUCACAAUUCUUUCAAAAGGAAAACUAAGGGAUGUAGGGUAUGCACUAUUAUGUGUGAAAAUAACAGGCUCCCUAAAGAACAGUUGCAAGGAACACCGUUCUGUCUUACUGAACAAGUUGGAAGAAACCGACUCUUCGCUCAUUCCUGUGCUUGGAACAGCCAUUUCCAAUCAGAAGAACUGACACUAAGAAAAUGCACUGGUUUAAGCUCCUGGAGGAACAGCAUUUGUUUGUCCCUUUCUGAAAGAGCACAACUUGAUUCAAGUUGAUAAUUAACAAGGCGGUUUUUUUUCCCCUCCCUAAGUUCUAAAACAGAUUUGGGGAUGUAAUUAUCUGUGCCAGCAACUUCUUUCCUGUUUAUAUUUCAUGAAAUUCUGAGGUCCCAUGUAAAAUAGUCCUACUUUGCUCUUGUACAUAUGUGUGUGUUUCGGAUUUGACUCAGUUUUCAAACAAAGCAGCUCGGACACUGUGGAAGCCUCUUCUUUCCUUCUGCUUUGUUUUGCCUGAUUUUAAAUUCAGAGCAUAAUUCUUUGACUAUGGCGCAAGAAGCGUUCCUGUUUGUUGCAUGUAAUAUUUAAUUAAACUUUUUAAAAAACGAGAUUGCUGAACUGUAAGUCACUCUUAUAUUCCAGAUUUGCAGCCUCUUGUCCUGGCCAGAAGCUGUAUGCGAUUUUGUUAAGUAGUUGCAUUUCUGUUGAUUUUUAUACAAAGCAAUUUUAGAGAAGGUAAGAUAUGGAGUGAUAUGGGAAAGAGGUCUUAGCCAAAGUACAUCACUUCCUGCUUUGACCUUUCUUUCAAGGUGUGAUACAGCUACAUUAGUCAAAAAAAUCUUUUCCUGACAUUAAGCUUAAGCCACACUUCCUUUUACCAACUGAACUCUGACUAUACAUAGCUUACAAUAACUAAAACUGUUGAUUUAUGCUCAUUUAAGAAAGAAAGAGUUGC
Struthio camelus australis is the source of this 4548-nucleotide messenger RNA. The record is from RefSeq and is a predicted model, not a curated record. Lineage: Eukaryota; Metazoa; Chordata; Aves; Struthioniformes; Struthionidae.